Exserohilum turcica Et28A is the source of this 673-nucleotide messenger RNA. RefSeq lists its product as uncharacterized. The record is from RefSeq and is a predicted model, not a curated record. Bases 62 to 673 code for a protein of 203 amino acids. The transcript has a single exon. NCBI's taxonomy places the organism in Eukaryota, Fungi, Ascomycota, Dothideomycetes, Pleosporales, Pleosporaceae.
AUACAUAUACCUCCUUUGUCAGGGGCCAGAUGACAUAUCUGGCGCAUUUCACAUUUCCACCAUGAGCGACAACCUCUUUCCAGAUGUUCUCACCUUUCUUCUCCCAUUCCUCCUCCUCACCAUCCUUACGCUCAUUUUGCUUCCCACACACCCAUCCGACGCACCGCAUCUUCUCCCGUCAAUCCAACACCACAAACCCAUGCCAGUCGCAUACCGACAACACAGCAACAGCCGGUUUCCCAUCAGCGACACAAUUCCGGGUCCUGCGCUAAACCCAGCUCUCGAGCGACUAGCCGCACAUGUCGAGCAACUCUGCAGCCAAGUCGACGUCUUAACCCUGCAGACACUGGCGCAGUCCAGAGUCUCAGACACGCUUGCGGCGACGCAGCAGAGCCAGCAUGUGCGCGUCGAGUUUCUCAGGAGGAAAAUGAUGCAGCUGGAAGACGUGCUGGAUGCGCUGGUAGACGAGAAAGAGGCGAGGCUGGCGCGGGAAGAGAUUGAGAAGAGGAAGGGAGGGGUUUGGAGGCUGCAAAGGGUGCGUGGAGGUGAUGGAGCAGAGUCUGUCAGUACGAGUGUGGGAAUCAAUGAGGAGGGUGAUGAGGAGAGGUUAUUUGAUCCAAAGGUCUAUGGGUAUGAUUGUUGCUCGGGCCAGGGAUGUGGUUCGUUUAGUUGA